Molecule: messenger RNA, 2082 nt
Organism: Trypanosoma conorhini
Lineage: Eukaryota; Euglenozoa; Kinetoplastea; Trypanosomatida; Trypanosomatidae
Product: putative pumilio-repeat, RNA-binding protein
Exons: 1
Coding region: 1-2082 (693 amino acids)
Biological process (GO): post-transcriptional regulation of gene expression
Cellular component (GO): cytoplasm
Molecular function (GO): mRNA binding
Source: RefSeq, a predicted model, not a curated record
AUGGGUAAGAAAGCCAGCUUUGAGCGUGCACACCAGCGUCAGGUGCAGCACACGCGCGAGCAGCGCAAGCGAAGGGUUGCUGCGGCCAGAGCGUUGCGACGUGGCGAAGACACCAGUGGGCGACUCAUCCAGCGCACUGCGCUGCCGAAGGACCAGUUGACGGAGGAAAAGAAGGCGAUGCUCGUGGGACAGUUCGCUCAGUCAUGUCGGCUUCCCGCCGCUUCUGAGGAUCUGUGCGUGCUGCUGCGUUCGGCGGGUCCGGAACGACCCCAAGGUGAAGCUCCCCGCAAGCGACGAAGAGAGGAAGCCACGAUAGAUGCAUCCACGCUGGGCACCAUUGUGGAUGCCUUUCUGCAACUGGACCAUCAGGCCGCCAUCACGACGGAUGACGCGGAUGAAGAGGAGCCCAUGACUCUACUUGAGGAUGUUCUCCAAGAUGAGUGUGGCGGCCGUGUGGUGUGUGCCUUGAUCGCCGCCCUGGAUACUUCUGACGAUGGCAAGACGCCGGUGGUGCUAGACGUUGUCACUAAAUUAUUCGAGGAAAAUGAGGCACUCUAUGGACACUAUGUCGCCUGUAAAGUGCUGAGUUCCUUGGUUCAACACGGCGACCGUGAAAUACAAGGACGCGUUCUCCAGGUGUUGCGGCGGCACGCCAAAACGGUGGAUCAGUUGCAGGCGCAACUCCGCAACCGCCACUCGGCCGUAACGAUCCAACACCUCAUUGAGCAUUUCCCCAUUGAGACGGUGGCGUGGCUGGGAGAAACCCUCGGGCUUGCGGAGAUUGCGGCUGGGAACACGAAGAAGAAGAAGCAGAAACCGACUCGUCGUGACGCGGCGAACCAGCACGAAAUUCUGCUCUCGUUAAUCCUGGACCCAGUGGCUUCGCCAGUUAUGCGAGCCCUCAUCCUUUGCUCUGCCCACUCUUCUGCCUUAUUGGGGCAUAUGAACCUUGUGGCGCUUCUCGAGAAUAAGCGGGGUUGCAAGUUUUUGCAUGAUAUUUUGUCUCCCGAGUUGCCAAAGUGGGCAUCAGAGGCGGAGGCCAAUGCAACCUUAGAUGUCGUUCUGAAGUCCUUUGAGCCCGAACUACUUGGGAUGUGCACCUCCGCGGAUGCUAACUUUGUUGCGCAGGCCAUCAUUGGUCUUAUCCCUCGUACUGGCACGGCGUCGAUGGAGGGAUACUUUAAACGCAUUUUAAAGGUGCUGGGACCACAUCUUUCUUCCCUGGCAACCCAUCAUAUUGGUGUGCACGUGGUAGUGGCACUUGUCGUGGCGUCACUUGCGACGACUCCUUUGAAGGAGAUUGUAGAGGAAAUUGCGGGAGCGCUACUAACGCAAGAUAAUGUGACGGGUAUGCUCUGUGACUCCAAUGGUAGUCUGGUUGUACGGAAGCUUCUGCCAUUGUGUGAAGUAAAAGGAUCUAAGGCGGGACAGCUGCUGCUUAAAGCCCUUGUUCGUGAUAUGGACACUUUGAUGUAUGACGCCAUUGGAAAUUUAACACUGCAGGAGUAUAUUAAGAUUUGUGGUGGUGAGGAACUUGCUCGAAAGCUGUGCAAGAGUGAUGAGCUUCUGCGUGUGUGUCAGCAUACGUACGCUUCCCAUGUUGUAGGGUGCCUUUUUGAGCGCGUGGGAGCGACGACGCAUACACAGCUCUGUCACGCGCUUCGCCCGCAUGUUGUGACGCUGUCAAAACAUUUGAAUGGACGUUUUGUCGUUGAAAAGGCGAUUCCUGCAAAUCGUGAAAUUUGCGAUCUGCUCCUUCGCCACUUUAUGGAACUAGCAUGUGAGAAGGGGACGCAGCACGUGUUGUGUACUUUGAUGCUGAACUUGGAUCAGCGCGGCAAGCGGCGGGUGGUGAGUAUGAUUCUCUCGGGUCUCUCGGACCUUGCCAUGCAGCAGUGUGGCUCAAUUGUUCUGCAAAAACUGAUGUUGGCUGAUGCGCCACUGCUCGAUGCUGUAAAGAUGGAGUUGGCGCAGAAGCCGCGUCUGCGCAAUAAUCUCGCUCAGAACUUUUUUGGCAAGUUUGUGGUGCAAAUAAGUGAUGCCGCGGGGGAACAGGCUGCCGCGCUUCCCCUGGAGGCUUAA